Messenger RNA from Mizuhopecten yessoensis (Yesso scallop), 1393 nucleotides. RefSeq names its product L-threonine dehydratase catabolic TdcB-like. Lineage: Eukaryota; Metazoa; Mollusca; Bivalvia; Pectinida; Pectinidae. The record is from RefSeq and is a predicted model, not a curated record. Gene Ontology annotation, molecular function: threonine deaminase activity; L-serine ammonia-lyase activity. The transcript has 3 exons. Gene Ontology annotation, biological process: L-serine catabolic process; L-threonine catabolic process. The coding region runs from base 244 to 1212 and encodes 322 amino acids.
UUGAACUGGUUAAACAGGUGAAGUAAAACCCAUGCCCUCGGCAGGUAAAUAUCGUGUUGACGUUUGUUCCGAGUGAAAAUUUCAAUGGAGUUUGAACUCCCUAGUCCUAAUUCAAACAUACGAGUAUUAUAUAUCGUUUUAACGAUCGUCCAAUCAGGAACAUAGAUUUGUGAUAUCAGUGAUGCGUUUACACUAGACCACGGGGUCAACCUCGCCAGCCACAAAGAAAAUAUUGACAACGCCAUGGAUUACACAACUAACACAAUUUCUCUCGAGGAUAUCGAAGGAGCACGGAAAAGAUUGGUUGGAAAGGUCCAGAAAACUCCACUAAUAGCGCUGAAUUACCUGGUUCCUGAUGUAAAUAUAUAUCUGAAAUUGGAAAAUCUUCAACCAAUUGGUUCGUUCAAAAUACGUGGAGCUUGCAAUGCAUUGGGAAAACUGUCAGCCGACCAGCUCAAAGAGGGUGUUUAUACCGCGAGUGCUGGAAACUUUGCCCAGGGAUUGGCCUGGAAUACUCAAAAACUGGAUAUACCCUGUAAUGUGGUCGUCCCUGAUCAUGCUCCCGCCACUAAGCUAGCAGCCAUUGAGAGACUUGGGGGUCAAAUUGUUAAGGUUCCGUUCAGCGAGUGGUGGAAGGUUUUGGAGACACACAACUUCGAUGGAAUGCCAGGAACAUUUGUACAUCCCGUGUCUGACCCAUCAGUUAUAGCAGGCAAUGGGACCAUUGGUUUGGAGAUAUUUGAAAGUUUGCCAGAGGUCGAUGCCAUCAUCGCUCCAUACGGCGGAGGAGGUUUGUCGUGUGGAAUCGCGUCGGCUGUCAAAGCACUUAAACCGGAAGUGAAAGUCUACGCAUGUGAAGUCGAAACAGCAGCUCCUCUCAAGGCAUCCAUGACUGAGGAUAAACCUGUCCAGUUUGAUUACAAGGCUUCCUUUAUUGACGGUAUGGGAGGCAAAUCGGUCCUAACAGAGAUGUGGCCGUUGGCUCGAAGACUUCUGGACGAUUCCAUCGUUGUCAGUCUACAGGAGGUUGUGGACGCUUUGAAGCUGAUGGCCGAGAGGAACCACGUGAUCGCAGAAGGUGCAGGCGCAGCCCCUCUUGCUGCAGCCUUGUCAGGAAAGGCAGGAAAAGGGAACAUCGUGUGUGUGGUGUCCGGUGGUAACAUUGACACGGAUAAAUUAACGACUAUAUUACAAGGAAAGAUACCCCACUGAUGUCGCAAGAACAAUAUGGCUGCUCACAACAGUCCCUUUUACCAUGCUUUUAAGUUAAGUGAAGAUAUGUACAUGUCAAUAUACCAAUUACUUCAUUACUUAACGCUAUGGUUUGAACUUUUAAGAUGUUAGCUGCAAUAAACUAAAAACAAUGCGUUCAACAAAAGUCAUAUUUUUUAUU